AUGUUCCUUGACAAAAUAAAACCAACUACAGAAAUAAACGACGCAAGACUGAAAGAUUGGGUAAAAGCUUUCCCAUUCACAAAAGAUAUUAUUGGUAACAUGGAAAGAAAACCAGAAUGGCUACAAAAACAUAUAUUUGGAAACGAGCUUAUUCCAUAUGGACAAGCUCUGUUUGAAGAGCUUGAACCAGAAACUCAGGAAAGAGUCAUGCAAACAAUACGCGAAGACUCAAAUACAGACUAUGACAAACUCUUUCUAGGAUAUAGGUUACCUGAGAUGGGCGACCAGAGCCAAAAGGCAAAAAGGACAUGGGAAAUUUGCAACAUACUAGAUGAACAUAAUGCAAAGAUGCAACAACUUCAAGCAGAGGGCAAUGAAGGAAAAAGAAGAGUUAAAAACUCAGUCAGGAAGAAAGUAAAGCUUGGUCCACGUGGGUUCUAUUAUGACAUAUAA
This is a messenger RNA of Trichomonas vaginalis G3, 453 nucleotides long. RefSeq names its product protein of unknown function, DUF4106 family. Lineage: Eukaryota; Parabasalia; Trichomonadida; Trichomonadidae. The record is from RefSeq and is a predicted model, not a curated record. Bases 1 to 453 code for a protein of 150 amino acids. The transcript has a single exon.